Messenger RNA from Abrus precatorius (Indian licorice), 1674 nucleotides. RefSeq names its product subtilisin-like protease Glyma18g48580. NCBI's taxonomy places the organism in Eukaryota, Viridiplantae, Streptophyta, Magnoliopsida, Fabales, Fabaceae. Gene Ontology annotation, biological process: proteolysis. The record is from RefSeq and is a predicted model, not a curated record. The transcript has 8 exons. Gene Ontology annotation, molecular function: serine-type endopeptidase activity. Bases 1 to 1674 code for a protein of 557 amino acids.
AUGUCGGGCAAACGAAAAGACGCCCUUUCGAAGCUAAUUGGAGCAAGAUUCUUCAGCAAAAACUACGAGGCAGAAAAUGGGAAACUUGAGGCAUUGUUUCGGUCUGCACGUGACUUUGAAGGGCAUGGUACCCACACGCUGUCAACAGCUGGUGGAAAUUUUGCUUUUGGUGCAAAUGUGUUUGGUAAUGGGAAUGGCACUGCAAAGGGUGGAUCCCCAAGAGCAAGAGUCGCAGCCUACAAAACGUGUUGGUCUAAAAAUGAUGUGCCUCAAUGCCAUGAUGCAGACAUAAUACAAGCAUUUGAUCAUGCCAUACACGACGCUGUUGAUGUUAUCUCUAUCUCUGCGGGUAAGUAUCCCUCUGCUGAAGCCUUAUUCACUGAUGGGAUUUCCAUAGGGGCAUUCCAUGCUGUUGCCAGAAACAUACUCGUUGUUUGCUCUGCUGACAAUGACGGUCCAACACCUUCGAGUGUCGCAAAUGUUGCACCCUGGUCCUUCACUGUGGCUGCUGGUACAAUCGACAGAGAUUUUCUCAGCAACAUUUCCGUUGGUAACAAACAUUACCUUCAGGGAGCCAGUCUAAAUAGAGGCUUGCCAUCAGGGAAUUUUUAUCCGUUGAUUCACGCAAUCGAUGCUAGACUCCCUAAUGCCACAAUUCAAGAUGCUCGUCUUUGCAAGGCUAGAACACUUGAUCCUAAAAAAGUAAGGGGAAAAAUAGUAAUAUGCGUUCGACGUGAGAAAAUAACAUCAAUUGCUGAGGGCCAAGAAGCUGCUCUUGCCGGCGCAGUGGGAGUGGCUGUGGUGAAUGAUGAGAAAAGUGGAAAAACGCUCUUGGCUGAGCCUCAUCCUUUAACUGCUGUAAACGUGGAUCCGAGAGCUGCUAGUCAAGCGUUCAAUUAUCAAAGUUCCAAUAAAAACAAUAGCAGGGAACUUGCAGCUCACGUUACAUCAGCACAAACAUAUUUAGGAGUAAAGCCAGCUCCAAUAAUGGCUGGAUUCUCAUCCAGGGGUCCAAGUGCGGUGCAACCAUUGAUACUCAAGCCUGAUAUAACUGGUCCUGGUGUGAACAUACUAGCGGGGUAUUCACCAGCUACAGGGCCCUCUAACAUAGCAUCAGAUAAGAGGCGUGUUCUUUUCAAUAUACAACAGGGAACAUCUAUGUCCUGCCCUCACGUUGCUGGAGUUGCCGCUCUUCUUAAAACACUUCAUCCUAAUUGGACCCCUGCAGCUAUCAAAUCAGCCAUUAUGACUACUGCAACAACAUUAGAUAACACAAACCGACCAAUUCGGGACACAUUUGAUAAAGUGGCAACUCCAUUUGAAUAUGGGUCUGGACAUAUUCGACCUAACCAUGCAAUGGACCCUGGUCUUGUUUAUGAUCUAAGCACCAGCGAUUACUUGAUUGUGCUUCUGUCUUUCAACAUUGAAAAUCUUAAUUAUCCAUCAAUCACAGUAGCUUAUGGUGGAAUACACACUAUAAAGGUUACUCGUACACUUACAAAUGUUGGGCCUCCUAGCACUUAUGUUGUGAGCACUCACAAACUAGAAGGAUUUAAGGUCCUCGUUCGACCAAGUUCGUUGACUUUUAAGAGAAUUGCAGAAAAGAAGAAAUUUAGUGUUAUUCUGAAGGCAAGGGGUGUACCUCGUCAUGGUUUUCCAAUAUUUGGGAACUAG